AUGGAUGGCCCUGACUUCAUCUGCAUCAUCAUGAACAUCAGCAUGAGAAAUAUGACUGCGUGCUUCGACUUGUUUUCUCUUCUACCCGAAGCUGAAAACACACACCCAUCCUUGAGCCUUUAUCUUUCGAUAUCUAAUGAGAACAUUUAUCCUGAGGGAAUGAAUAAAUUUCAAAGAGACAACUGGAGGAAGUACUCCCUUAAGUUUACAGUAAAGGAUGGUGAGCUUUGCACCACUCCAAACAAUAAAGGUGUCUGCUGGCGGGAUUUUGUAAAUGAGCUCAAUGAUUCUCUGUGCUCUCUGCUGGGCAUUGAGAGAAGCGUCACCGCUGCGUACCACCCACAGACUAAUGGGUUGGACGAAAAGACCAACCACAACAUCAAGAGAGCUUUGAUGAAGUCAAAGGUGCACAUCUCAACCAAACACACCCCAUUCCAGUUGAUGUAUGGGCGGGAGGCUGUGUUCCCCUCAGAGGUGCCUGUAGAUUAUCCUCAGGUGGGGGACCAUGACUGUCACCCCCUGCAGGACACUCUGCUCUGGAGAGCAGCUUCAAUUCACCAGGACACUGCCAAAUGUGACAGCUACACACCAAUGGAACUUGAGAGUGAGAAGGCGCUUGACAUACAAACAGAACAGAGCAAUGAGGGUAUGCCCCAUUGGGCAGUCUUUAUUCAAAGUUCCAACCCAAAGUACAACAAAGGAAAGCAAACAGCAAAGCCAACACUUGAGGCUGACCAGGACAGAAAGCCAACGCACUGGCCUUCAGGAUCUGUGAACUCUUCGCGUAUCCUGAGCACAUCACAUGCAGGAAUGACCUGGCUCCCAGUCGUCCCGAGCACCAGCUAA
Knipowitschia caucasica is the source of this 846-nucleotide messenger RNA. NCBI's taxonomy places the organism in Eukaryota, Metazoa, Chordata, Actinopteri, Gobiiformes, Gobiidae. The record is from the annotation of a GenBank genome assembly.